AUGCAAAAUGUUGAGCGCGUUCGCGGCGCCACUUUUGUCAUCAACUGUACAGUCUACGGUGACAACGAAGGCCUCGUGGCCAAGUGGUCGUACCGGGCCCGCGAGUCAGAUGCCUGGUUCAAGAUUGAUGGACCUUGUUUCACCUCUUCCUCUUCCAGCGGGCUGGACGGUUCUGCAGCAGCAGGUAACAGUGGCAGCAUGACCAAUGCCGAAUUCCAAGAGCAUGGCUCAGGAUACGACGAUGAACCCAGUCCGGCCGUCACCGCUGCAAAUGGAGCGAGUCGUGGUCACGCGGAGGACCUUGACUAUGAUGAUGACCGUCCGCGAUUGCACAGUGACUGCGAGGACUUUGUGCGUGAAGGCAAUCCGCACCCAACUACUCCCUCGAUAAGAAAGGUUAGGCUGACCUCUUCAUCUCAGGCAGCUUCCUUUAACCUGCUGGGGCUACCAUAA
This is a messenger RNA of Protopolystoma xenopodis, 453 nucleotides long. The record is from the annotation of a GenBank genome assembly. Lineage: Eukaryota; Metazoa; Platyhelminthes; Monogenea; Polystomatidea; Polystomatidae.